AUGCGAGAGGAGGUCAAGCCUCCGGCUAGAGUUGCUGCGCGUUGCCGCUCUGCAGCUGCGGACGCGAAGAUGCGCGGCAGAGCUGCCGGCGCCUCUGGAGGGGAUGGCGACUGCCAAGAGAGCGCAGAGGCAGAGGGGUCAAGCCUGAAACAGGGCGAGGGAGGCGACGGCUGGAAUGGCGAAGGCGCAGCAGAGGUGGGAUUCCGUCCUCGCUCACGCUCUUCGUGCGCCUCCGCCGGCGUGUGCGGCGCGUCUCUGCGCUCCCGAUUUUGUCGCUACUCGCCUGCCGAGGCGCGGACCCUCCUCAACCAGCUCUUCGCCUCUGCUUCUGUUUCGUUUGUUUCGCCAGAGGCUCAGCAGUCCGCGGAGGAGGCUUCAUCUCCUCAUGCGGCUGCUCCGAGUCACAGCGGCGCGACAUCGAGCUCUCCGCGAGCUCCGGAGAACGGACCUCUCUCCGCCUGGAGCAGAUGUCCCGCAUCGGCACCGCCCCCGCGUCCUGCGGUCAUCUCUUGGGCGCCCGCGUCUCCGCCUUCCUCUGCACUGCGCCCCUUGCCUGCCGAGUCGACCUCUUCUUCACCUGCUUUUUCUCUUCCGCCUCCCUCUUGUUCUUCUAAAGCGUCGCCUGCGGUGGAGCGCGCGCGUCCCUGGGGGGUUCCGUGUGGGUCGCUUUCCUCUGCCGCCGAGACUGCCUCGCUGUCGAGCGAUUUGCUUUCACACGCCCACAGCCCUCUGGCGCCUCCACAGGUCUCUGCUUCGCGCACCACAGAGGCUGAAUUCUUGCAGCCGAGGAGAGAAGGCGAGGCGAAGGCACGCGAGAGCGACAGGCGUGACUGCGGCGGAGGUGCGGCCUGCGCAGACGACGGAGAGGCGUCAGAUGAUCCCCAGAUUCUCAUUGUGAUUGUCGCCUACCGCGACAGAAAGGAACAACUCGCGCAGUGGCUGCCGUGUCUGAUAAGCUACUUGCAGGCCGUCUGCAAUCUCGAGCGCCGCCCGCACUACGAACCGAAGUGCGCAAUCGUCUUCGCAGAACAAGCUGACGCGGGCGCCUUCAAUAAGGGCGCGCUGCUGAAUGCCGCCGUCGCGUGGAUCUUCCAAAAUCUCUCUCAGCUCGACCUGGCGCUCGCGUCGGCGAGGCCUUCAAGCGACCGCCGGCGUCGCGCAUCAAGUUCGAUUUCUUCCCUCUCCUCGGCUGCGUGCCCACCGCAGUCGCCCCCCUGUCGCCCGGUCUCCGUCGCAGCCGCGCUUGCGCCAGCCGCCUCCUCCUCACCGCCGCCGCGUCGCUCCUGCGAGGACGCGAGGGAGGCGAUGGAAAAGCGACGCUCCCAGGAGGGCUUGAGCGGCGCGACACAAGGGAUGCAGCAUGUUUCUGCUGACACUGUCGAGGCCUUUGCCAGACGCGCCGGGGGAGAUGAAAGACAGGAGAAACGCGAGCGGGAUGCACACGCAGAGUCUCCGGAGAAGAAGCGAAAACAAGCCCCGGGGCUGCCGGCAGAGUCUUUGCGGUGCCGCGAGGCCCUCAAGGAGACGGCGGAGGGAGAGAAGUCGAGUAUCGAUCGGAAGCCGAGCAGAGAGAGAGACAACGAUGGAGGCAAAAGGGCUCCUGACGAAACCCGACAGGCCGGCGAUCCCUUGUCUUCAUUUUCCAAGCGUCUCCGCGAGGCGGGACGCCACUUUUUCUUUUGCUUCCAUGACGUGGACGUCGUCCCCAAAGGACGCUACGACGAUUUCCUGUUUCGCGACAGCCGCCCGUGCGCGUACUUCCCCGCGCCGCCCCCGGGCUGCGUGCACCAGCUGUACGGUCACCGCUGGUGCCUGGGUGGCGUUCUGGUCCUGAGAUGCACGGACUUCUUGCGAGCUGGCGCUUGGUCGGUGCGGUAUCCAGGCUGGGGCUACGAAGACGACGACUUCCUCGCCCGCUGCCUGCACAGCGGUCUUUGGGUGGAUCAGUCGACGCUCCCCGGCGUUUUCCCCGCGCGACUCGAUCGGCGGGCGGGCGCCGCAGGAGGGCCUCAGGGACGCGGGCUGUCGCAGGGGUUCGCGGCUGCAGCCGCAGAGAGCCUGGAUCAAGGUGCGCGAUGGCGCGGCGACGAGGCGGAGGCCGGAGCGCCGCCGUGCGCGUGCGGCUGCUUCUCGGAGCGCCUCAGCCCCUGGAGCGCCUUCCGCGAGCUCGACCGGAAGUCGGCGCAGGCGAUGGAGAACGAGCAAAGGAAAAUGAUGCAGAGCGCCGCAGCGGCUGCCAACAAGAAGCUGUUCUUCCAUGCGUGGCGGCUGACCGAAGAGACUGAGAACGAAGCCUCGCAGGGCGACCUCUCGGCUCGCGGAGAUCCGCGGGCGCCUCCUGCCGCCCGGUGCAGCGACGCGGAGGGGCACGCGGAAGGAGGAAGCGCGCCGACACUCGACACGCCGGCGAGCAGCGCAGACUCCAAGUGCGAAGAGGCACGCGAAUUGGAUGCGGAUGCCGAAAGGGCGAAUGGCGCGCAGGAAAGCGAAGCGAUGCAGGAAAUCGCUCAGCUUCAGCCCGCGCGAGACGCAGACGCAUCAGAGGCGAAGCGAGGCGGAGGUGCAGAGAUGAACACAGCUGAACCAAGAAGCGAGGAGGCCGCGGAGAUUCACGUAGAAGACGGCUUGGACGCCGUGCUCCACGCGUGGCUAGUUCAGAAAACGAUUUCCAUCGCGCCUCGGCCGCAUGCGUUCGCAGAAUUUCUACCGAUUUUACCCCGAUACGGAGAAGCCGGUGCCGAGGAGGCAGGCGAAUUCGACACAGCCGAGAGUGAGAGGCUUGCGGAGAGCGACCAGCGAGAGGAAGUGGCAGAACAAGGCGACAGUCAAAGCACGUGUGACUGGUUUAUCCCGCGAGACACAGCAAAAGCCAUUCCUCUCCUUUGGGUCCGCGUCGAGCUGAACGAGGCCUUCCGGAAUCCCUUCUCCUAA
Molecule: messenger RNA, 2931 nt
Organism: Besnoitia besnoiti
Lineage: Eukaryota; Apicomplexa; Conoidasida; Eucoccidiorida; Sarcocystidae
Exons: 5
Coding region: 1-2931 (976 amino acids)
Biological process (GO): carbohydrate metabolic process
Molecular function (GO): glycosyltransferase activity
Source: RefSeq, a predicted model, not a curated record